CCCCUUUGGGGCGUCCGUUGGAGCGCCAGCGGCUGCGGCGUUCCCGCGUAGGCUGGGAGGCUGCCAGGCUGCGAUGGGCGGGGCGGGGCGCCUGAAACUGACAAAUCGCUCCGCUUUUGUGCCGUGAUGCGGGGUGGAUCUGAACCUGAAUUAAUAUCAUGUAAAAGAACCAGAAAUGUCAGACGAUAUCAAGAAGCGGCUGGAAUUUCCUAACGCGCUUAUUCAGUCACAGGCAGUGGGUCAUCUUAUUGCUGCAGUGCUAAAAGAAAAUGUUUUAUCCGACAAGAUCAGACAGUCUACUAACCAGACUCCUGCUUUGAACUUGCUCUGGGAGAAGUGCUGCAGUGAGAAUGUGGUUGUGCGAACAGCCUGCUGCGAAGGCCUGGUGACCCUUGUUGCACAGGAUUAUGCAGAGUUCAGUUAUAUUCUCAAUACCGCUCUCAACCUGAUUCCCUCUGCCAGGAAUGUACAUGGUUUGGUAAAAAUUAUUGGGAAAUUACUACAGAUGCAGGCCAUUACGGUGGGAAAAAGUGGAGAUGAAGCUGUUCGGGAUUUGUAUGGAAUCAGGUAUCCUCCUCAUCCACUAAUCACUGUACUUGAAAACAGACCUGAUUGCUGGCCAAUUCUCUUGCAGCAGAUAACAGUAUUUUUCAAGCAAUGUCCAGAGAGGGCACAGAGUUCAUGUGUCUGUAUAAUGACCCCAUUUCUAAGAUACCUGUAUUGUGAACCAUCCCAAUUGGGGGAGAAUGCUGAACUGCGAAUGGGUCUACUUAAAAUCUUACUUCAGCCACAUGGUCCUGAGAACAAAGAGGUACCUUCUGCACUAGAACACCUUAUUCUUCAGCUGCUUUGUGACUUGAUUCCACAUUUUCAGAUAAAGGACUUGCCACAAAUAACGGAAGCAUUGUUCUUUCUAGAAGAAUUAUUCCGGAGUCUGCUUCGCUACCCUGUUUUUUGGAAAGUCCAGUUAUCCCAGCUUUGUCUGCAGAUGUUGUGCUUCUGUGAGAUUUGUCUGAACGUGACAGGGGAAUGUUCAUCUACAAUUUGCUUAAUAGAGCAAAAUGUUGAGUUCUUGCAAGAGGACUUUCCAGUGGAACAGGCCAUAAUUGGAUUAGGUUUACUUCUGCUACAGACUCCAGCAUGUCAGCAGAAACCCAUCUUAAGCCUAGCUUGCAAGCUCCUUUCCUGUACAGAAACUCAGAAAAUUCCAGCCACAGCCAUCAUCUUGGUGAUGCCUGUGUUGCAGAUCUUAUCUUCAACAGCAGUUGAGGACUGCAUAUCGGAGGAAGAUUCUGGCCCCACUAGGCAACAGCUGGCUAUAAAUCUUCUGGAAAUGGUACAGCAGGAAAGCAUAAAGGAUAAAAAGAAAUUGUCAUCCUGCAAGGUCAUCUUCCCUAUAACCAGUACGUACAAUUUAUUGUAUACAACCUGGAGGAUCCUAGAGCACAUGAAAGAGAAGUCUGCAGUGCUUGCCUGGUUGUCUUCUAUUAAAUCACUGCUACCUAUUAUGAAUCAAGUCCCCACUCAUGUUUUCCUUCUGCUUGCUUACCUCCUGGUUCAAGAAAAUGGAGAGAGUCUUCGUGGAGUACUGAGUGCUACUGUGGAUAUAGCCAAGGCAGAUUCCUCUCAGGUCCCAAAUCUAAUCCCAGUUCUGAUGUUUAAAUUGGGAAGGCCACUGGAGCCUUUUUUGUACCGGGAUAUUUUAUAUACUUUGCCUACUCUGGGUGUACACAAGGUCUGCAUCGCUCAGAUUUUACGUGUGAUACAGGUGCUGGGGAGCACGCCAAAACUUAGACCUGUCGCUUUACGCCUGAUGACAUCUUUAUGGGAGAAACAGGACCGGGUUUAUCCAGAACUGCAGAGGUUCAUGGCAAUGUCCAAUAUGCCCUCUUUGUCCAUUGGGAAGGAUACUCUGUGGGAAAAGGUGAUAGCUAAAGCUGCUUCCAUCAGAGAUAUAUGCAGGCAGAGGCCAUAUCAACAUGGAGCUGAUAUGUUGGCUGCAAUUUCCCAGAUAUUGAAUGAAUGCACAAAACCUGAUCAAGCCACACCUGCUGCUUUAGUGUUACAAGGUCUUCAUGCACUUUGCCAAGCUGAGGUCGUUUGUAUUCGCUCUACGUGGAACGCACUCUCACCAAAGUUGAGCUGUGACACCCGUCCACUCAUUGUAAAAACACUGAACGAAUUGUUUGGCCUGGUUCCUUCAUUAACAGUGAAUACAAAUGAGUAUGAGAAAUUUAAAGCUCAAGUUGUCAGCUCACUUUGGAGCCACACUCAGAGCAAGGAUUCCACUGUAGCAAUUUCAGCAUAUAAAUCUCUGUCAGAAUUUGGUUCUGAAGAACACACCAUCCUUCAUCUUCCUGAACAGGCAAGACCAGAAGUUGGUCCAUCAGAAGAGAUGGACAUAAAUGAAGACGAGGAGAAGGAGGUGGAUCUUUCUGUUCCUGGCUCUUCAUAUAUCAAACUGUUGUCGCUAACUCUUCCUUCUGUUUUGCCAGCUUUUGAAGAGUUUGGGGCGUCACUUGUGAAACAGGAGAUGUCCAACAUGCCCCGCGGAGUGUAUCAUUCUGCCUUGAGAGGAGGGGCCACGCGCUCUGAUCAAGGAAAGACCGUAGCAGGAGUUCCCAACUUCAUGCUGAAAAUGUAUGAGAGGAACAAGCAGCCUGGCCUGAAGCCUGGCCUUGCAGCUGGCAUGUUGUUAUGUUAUGACCUUCCAAUCCACAUGGGCAAAGAUGGCAAACCUAUCAGUCGUUUUCUGGCUAGCAGAGGGCGCAAUUUCCAACAGAUGUUAAUAGCUCUCAUUCAUGAGGUUAGUAUCCAGCCUUCUGAAUGGCACCGCUCUCUCCUUCUUCCUCAGUGCUGGCUGGGAUUUAUGACUAGAACAUACCAUGCAGUUUUACAGGGGAGACAGGCAGAGCUGGAGAUGCAGUUAAAACAUGGAAAAGAGGAUCCUGAAGAGGUGCAGUACAAACAAUUUACAGCCUGGCUCUGGGUCAGAGACAUGCUGACUGAUGUUAUCAAGGGUGCUUCAAAGGACAGCCCAGUGGUGAAAGGAAACUCUAUCUUAGCUUUAACUGGCCUUGCUGUUGCUGUGGCAAAAUAUGAAAAUAGCCUUUCUUCAGACACUGAAGUAGGACCAGAGACUGAACCAGAUUUUCUUCCCACAAAACACUGGAUUUCUAUGGUGAUAGAAACACUCCUUAGUAUUGUGAACAGUCGCUAUCGCGCUAAAGGUCAAGUUUUCCCUUGGUUCUACCAGAAAUCCUAUUCUGGUGAAAACACAGCCAGUGCUAUUGCUCGCUCCUGUGCAGCCAUUGCUUUGUCUCUCUUGGUGCCAGUUUUCAUUGUAUCCUGCAAGGAGAAGGUUGAGGAAGUCCUGAGUGUACUGACUGCCAGGUUACCUGGGAAACCAAAUGCUGAUGAGUCUCAAGCUGUUCAAAUCCACAUAGGCCUUGCUUUGGGGAUGUUUAUCUCACGUUUGUUUGAAGAAAAAGUAAGUGAUGUUUCUGGCCAACAGAUGAAUUUACUUCUAAUGAAGUCCCUUGAUGCAUUGGAAGAUUGCUGCUUUGACACCAGUCUGGAGUACAACACUGGAUGUAUCUUGGGUGUAGGACUUGUUCUUUCAUUUCUGAGUCACAGCAGCCAAACAGACUCACGGGUUCAUGUCUCUGCCUCUCUGAAGAAACUCUGUAACUACUUGGAUGACAGUGAAGAGCAAAGCAGAAUGUUCCAGGAGAUCCUUGCCUACUCCAUUGCCUGUUCCUGCGUCUCUGCUUUCAGCAUGAAAAUCAUAGAGGCAGUGGAGGCUGAAGAGAUCAUGAACAAGUUGCGGACGUUAGCAGAAAAUAAUCAGCAGACAUCCGGUUUUGCUUUGGCAUUGGGUAGCAUAGUUCAUGGCUUGUCAGUCUGUGGACAUGGGAAAGCAGAAGACUUGAGUAACAGACUGCUUCCUGCCUGGAUGAAAAUUCUUCUUGCAGAGGGGUCUCCCACAAUGCAGCGUCUGGCUUCUGUCAAUGGGCUGGUUGCGCUGGUGGGUUCUGAAGCAUCCAUGAUACAGCUGAAAUCUGAGGCUAUCCAGUCCUCCCAGUUUCAAAAUAAACUUAAUGAAAUCAUCAGAACCCUGACUCAGAUAGUCAGUUUUUCUGGGGUGAUUGGUCUUCAGACAAAUGCAGCUUGGCUUUUAGGACACCUUCAUCAAUCCAGUUUGUCCUCAACCCAGAACAGAACGUCUGUGCCUCCAGACUUCAGCUACUUGCCUGAAAACAGCUUUAUCAGGGCAGCUAUUGACUUUGCCAUUGAAGGAGGAAAGAAAGGCCCUGAAUCCAUUCCCCCUCACUUGGUGAAAGUAGCUUUGGCACCUAUAGCUUUAGUUGGAGAAAGCUACCAGUAUCCACCUGUGAACUGGGCUUCAGUUCUUUCUCCUUUGAUGAGACUAAACUUUGGUGAAGAGAUUCAGCAACUGUGUAUUGAACUUGCAGUGACCCAGGCUCAGUCAUCUCAGAAUGCUGCAAUGCUCCUGGGGAUGUGGGUCGUACCACCUCUAGUUUACAGUCUUAGCAUGAAAACCAGGAAAUAUCUUUUUAUGACUUUGCCCCUAUGGAUGAAACACGUUGCAGAAGACAAACUGCAGACUUUUACAGAAGUGUUUUUAGUACAGCAUUUUGAAACAAAGAAGCACCCAAAAAAUCCUGAGCUUUGCCAGAGUAUUUUACAGGGACUCAGCCAGGCUAUGAAACUUCCAAGCCCUGCCCAAUACUGCUGGAAUCUUCUGUGCCAGGCUGCAGAGAAAAUAUUUGAGCUUUUGCCAGAAGAGAUUAAGAGAAGUGAAGUGGAGAUGUAUAUUGAGGUAGCAAAAUGCCUCUCAGAAAUGGCAGAUGCAGAGGUUGACCGGAUUGCCCAGUUCUCUAAGAACAAUAUAGAAAAGGUCACUUUCAUCAAAGUGUAUUUAGUUUCUCAAGGCCGACUGUCUUUGUUGAGCUUGAAUGAUGUGAUUGGUAUUGCGGUAAGAUGCCAGCAGAAAGAAACUGUUGCAUGGAUGUUGUUUCAUAGUUUCUACCAUGCCCGAAUUGUAAGCCAUGAAAACACAGGAGUAUUGAAAAGAAUGGACUGGCUGUUAGAAUUGAUGGGCUAUAUCAGAAAUGUUGCUUACAAGUCAAUACCUCUACAAAAUCUGGAUCUUAAAGAGGCUGUAGACUUCCUGUUGUGGAUAUUUGCAGCUUCUGUGGUUGCCUGGGCUGACCAUGCUACUCCACUACUGCUUGGCCUCAGUGCCAGCUGGUCGUCAUGGAAACACAAAGAAGUAUUGCCAGAAUUGUCUGCAGAUGAUUUUGGCAAGCAUCCAAUUGAAAAGCUCUCUGUGCAGGAGACUCUUACUCUCCUUCCAAACAGUGUGCAGCUUUUGCUGGCUAAAGAGCCUUGGAAAGAACAAACACAAAAGUUUGUUGACUGGCUGUUUAAUAUAAUGGAGAGCCCUAAAGAAGUGCUAUCUGAAUCCUCCAGAGACAUGUUGAAAGCUACACUUCUGGCUUUGAGGUUUCUACCAGAGUUCAAGAAGAAAGCAGUAUGGACUAAGGCUUAUGGUUGGUAGCCAUAAGACAACAUCAUUGUCGUAUCUGACGGCCCUUAAUACUGAGAGAAAAAUGCAUAGCAGAAAUGUUCAGUCAUCUAUAAGUGUCAUUCCAAAGAAAUUUUAUACUAUGAAGUAUUAUGGGAUUUUCUUCCCAGGGAUUCAGAGAGUAGAAAAGUCAUUUGAUUUGACUGGUCAGUAGGGCUGGCUCCUAUCCUGAGCUGUCUUGGCCUGGUAUGAGGACAAACUUUGGGCUACAUUUUGAAUGUGAGUUAGAAAUCUGAAUUUCAGAGGUAUUUAAAUAGUAUAGUGAAAGCUGCAGACAGCAGAAAGCCGCCUUUCUGUAAUAGGUGGAACCUUUAUAUGAAUAAGUGAAAAAAUUAAAAACAAAUCUUGCAAAA
Molecule: messenger RNA, 5964 nt
Organism: Mauremys reevesii (Reeves's turtle)
Lineage: Eukaryota; Metazoa; Chordata; Testudines; Geoemydidae
Gene: FOCAD
Product: focadhesin
Exons: 44
Coding region: 176-5584 (1802 amino acids)
Biological process (GO): regulation of post-transcriptional gene silencing
Source: RefSeq, a predicted model, not a curated record